AUGGCGCCGAUUAUCGCCUUCUCCGCCUCUCGAGGCGUCCGUCUGCGGAGCACCGAGAUGACCUGCGCCAUGAGAGCCGCAUCGCACGGCAUCACGAUGGGGCCGUCGCUGGGUAAUCCGAACUCCUCCUCCGACAUCUGGAGGAGCUCCCGGAAGAUGAAGGUGUUGAGGUACGCCAAGGGAACCACAAAGCGUUCCCUAUCUCGAGAGUAGACGACGAAGCUUCCCUUACUCGGCGCAGAGGAGGAGCUGAUACAAGACUCCGCUUGCUCACCUUUCCUCGGUUUCAGCCAGGUGAUUCUUCGACUCCCCCCGACUGAGAUCUUCUGCCAUCUCCUCGCCAACCGGAGGAGCCUCUUGGCGCUGAUCAUGAUGUCCAGAGGGGAGAGGUUUGUGGGGAGGAGAGGGAAAUCUGGGUGAGUGAACUACUUCAGACUGACUGCGGGAGGCUGAGAUGGGUUCGUGAGCCAGUCCCUUCCCUCUAUAUAAAAUUCCUCCAAGUUUAUGAUUGGUAGGAGCAUCGCUAUCUUAUGGUAUCCUAUGUGGGGACGAGGCAGGCCAUGUGCUGUCCAAUGGCUGUAUCUGAGGACCUCGCCGGCUAGUCCCAUCAUCCCCGAGCAACUAGGCACGGGGCCGAGCCCCCUCGUCCGCGAGCAACUGGGCAUGCUAGUGGGGUUAGAGUGCCCAAGCUCUCUAGGGCCCCCAGCGCGACCUGCCUUCCUCUCUCUGUUCACUCACGGUCGAUCUACUGCUUUAAUCUGUAGGGUUUGGGCUCUGGUCCAAUCGUCGACAAAGGUUUGAUGAAGCACGGGUGUCCGGCAACAGACUGAAGUCAGGCACGCCAUGCUGUAGUCUGAUGAACUUCAUCAAAGAGUUCUUGUUUCUUCCUCCGUCCUUCCGAGGAACAAGGACUUAUUGGUAAAUUAA
Messenger RNA from Spirodela intermedia, 927 nucleotides. The record is from the annotation of a GenBank genome assembly. NCBI's taxonomy places the organism in Eukaryota, Viridiplantae, Streptophyta, Magnoliopsida, Alismatales, Araceae.